Molecule: messenger RNA, 4053 nt
Organism: Electrophorus electricus (electric eel)
Lineage: Eukaryota; Metazoa; Chordata; Actinopteri; Gymnotiformes; Gymnotidae
Gene: nrp1a
Product: neuropilin 1a
Biological process (GO): vasculogenesis; vascular endothelial growth factor receptor signaling pathway; response to wounding
Cellular component (GO): axon; plasma membrane; focal adhesion
Molecular function (GO): semaphorin receptor activity; vascular endothelial growth factor receptor activity; vascular endothelial growth factor binding
Source: RefSeq, a predicted model, not a curated record
GCCAUUGCAAUUUGGGGAGGGGGGUGUGUGUGUGUAUCCCUCGCGUAAGACGCUGUCAUGGCAAUGCUAUUUGCCAGAUGUUUGUUUUAUUAACUCGUGUCUUGUCAGAUUUUGAGGCUAAGCAGAGCGUCGGGUUCCUGUGCAGAUUGCCAUUCGCUUAUCUGGCCACUUUUAACCGAAGUGUAGCACCGUUUGCGCUUAAGCUCUCAGGCACGCUUUACGGCGAAGUAUUACGCCGAGUCGGUUAUCAUUUUCUGUGGAGCCCAAAACGAGAGUUAUUGUUUAUUUUCUGUGAUUCUUUGACAGGCUCUGUCUUCUGCUCAAGGAAAUGGCCACACCGCAGUUUAAGCGAGGAACGCGGCUUAACGCGCGGAGAGGAAACCAGAGCUGAAUGGCAGGAUGCAAGCGACCUGAAGACGCAAAGUGGCACCUUUCUACUGCGCGUUGUUUUUGCUUUCCUUCCCUGCCCCCCAAAAAACCAAAACAGUCCGAGUGAGAGGAAUUAACUCCACAGCACCACUGAGGAAUUUGAAUACGUUUUUGAUUUUUUCUAGUUUAAAUUUUCGUAAGACAAACGAGGACGCGAGGAUGCGUUGUGGAUUAGUGCUGGUCCUGUUAACGGGAACCUUUGUCACCGCUUUGGCGAUCAAAAAUGACAAAUGUGGGGAUAAUAUCAGAAUCACAAGCGCCAAUUACCUCACCUCGCCCGGAUACCCGGCGUCCUAUUUUCCAUCUCAGAAGUGCGUGUGGGUGAUUACGGCCCCUGGACCGCAACAGAGGAUUCUAAUCAACUUUAACCCUCAUUUUGAUCUCGAGGACAGAGAAUGCAAGUACGACUACGUGGAGGUGAGGGACGGUGUGGAUGAGAGCGGUCAGCUCGUGGGGAAGUACUGUGGGAAGAUCGCCCCCUCGCCUGUGGUCUCCUCUGGUCACCAGCUCUUCAUCAAGUUCGUGUCGGACUACGAGACGCAUGGCGCCGGCUUCUCCAUCCGCUACGAGAUUUUCAAAACAGGUCCUGAAUGCUCGAGGAACUUCACCUCGAAGGGUGGGGUUAUCAAAUCCCCUGGCUUCCCCGAGAAGUACCCCAACAACCUGGACUGCACAUUCAUGGUCUUCGCUCCAAAGAUGUCCGAGAUCGUGCUGGAAUUCGAGAGCUUCGAGUUGGAGCCCGACACGCAGCCUAGCGCUGGGGUCUUCUGCCGGUACGACCGCCUGGAGAUCUGGGACGGCUUCCCUGGAGUGGGGCCGUACAUUGGCCGAUACUGUGGGCAGAACACUCCUGGAAGAAUCAUCUCCUACACUGGUAUCUUGGCCUUGACAAUCAAUACAGACAGUGCUAUUGCUAAAGAGGGCUUCUCUGCUACCUUCUCCAUACUGGAGAAGACCGUUCCCGAAGACUUUGACUGCAUGGAGCCUUUGGGUAUAGAGUCUGGAGAAAUCCAUUCAGACCAAAUCACAGCCUCGUCCCAGUACAAUCCAAGCUGGUCACCCGAACGGUCUAGACUCAACAACUUUGAAAAUGGCUGGACCCCUGCAGAAGACACCACCAAGGAGUGGAUUCAGGUUGACCUGGGCUUCCUGCGCUUCGUGUCAGCCAUCGGCACGCAGGGCGCCAUUUCUCAGGAGACCAAGAAGAAGUACUUUGUGAAGGCGUACAAAGUGGACGUGAGCUCCAACGGCGAGGACUGGAUCACGCUGAAGGAAGGCUCCAAGCAGAAGGUUUUCCAAGGCAACAGCAAUCCAACGGACGUGGUGAGGACCCUGCUGCCCAAGCCGACACUGACGCGCUUCGUCCGGAUCCGACCCUUCAGCUGGGAGAUGGGAAUCGCGCUCCGCUUCGAGGUGUACGGCUGCAAGAUAUCAGAGUACCCCUGCUCAGGAAUGCUGGGCAUGGUCUCGGGCCUCAUCACGGACGACCAGAUCACGGCCUCCUCCCACAUCGAUCGCAGCUGGGUGCCGGAGAACACCCGGCUGCUGACCAGCCGCUCGGGCUGGAUGCUGCUGUCCCAGUCCCAGCCGUACACCGACGAGUGGCUCCAGGUGGAUCUCGGGCGGGAGAAGCUCGUUCGGGGCCUCAUUCUCCAGGGGGGGAAGCACCGCGAGAACAAGGUGUUUAUGAAGAAGUUCCGCCUGGGCUACAGCACCAACGGCUCCGAUUGGAAGAUGGUGGUUGAGGCUGGCAGCAGCAAACCCAAGCUUUUUGAUGGGAAUAUGAAUUAUGAUACACCAGUGCUGAGGACAGUGGAGCCCAUUCUGACACGCUUCAUCAGGGUUUACCCAGACAGGGCUAGCCCAACAGGCAUGGGACUAAGACUGGAGCUCCUGGGCUGUGAGAUUGAAGCACCCACUAUGCCACCUACCACUCCGCCUCCCCCCACCACUCCGGCAGACGAGUGUGACGAUGAGCAGGCCAGCUGUCACAGUGGAACAGGUGAUGACUACGACCAGACAGGUGGGACGGCCGUGCCUGAGACGAUUACAGUGAUGAGUCCCAUACCAGCAUUCUGGUUCACCUGUGACUUCGGCUGGGCGAACGACCCCUCGUUCUGUGGCUGGACAGCUGAGGACUCCACUGGCUACAGAUGGCAGAUCCAGUCGAGCGGCACCCCGACACUCAACACCGGCCCCAACAUGGACCACACAGGAGGUUCAGGCAACUUCAUCUACACUCUGGCGACGGGCGCGCAGGAAACAGAGGUAGCGCGCCUGGUGAGCCCAGCCAUGUCGGGCCAUGACUCGGACCUGUGCCUGUCCUUCUGGUACCACAUGUUCGGAUCACACAUCGGCACGCUGCACAUCAAACAGCGACGGGAGAGCGCGCAGGGUGCAGCUGACGUGCUGCUCUGGACGGUCAGCGGUCACCAAGGCAACCGCUGGAGGGAGGGCCGUGUGCGCAUUCCCCACUCCAGUAAGCCCUACCAGGUGGUGAUAGAGGGGUUAGUGGGGAGAAAGACCUGGGGUGACAUCGCUGUGGAUGACAUUAAAAUCCUAGACAGUUUCAACAUGGCUGAUUGCAAAGACCCAGAUGUCCCUACAGAACCUAUGCUGCCCGAGGAUAGCUUCAACAGAAUCAUUGAGGAAAUCACUGCUUUUCCCAAGAUGGUGGAGCACAACGAGAUCACUGGAGCAGGCAGCAUGCUGAAGACCUUGGAUCCCAUCCUGAUCACCAUUAUCGCAAUGAGCGCACUGGGGGUAUUUCUGGGUGCCAUCUGUGGCGUGGUGCUCUACUGUGCCUGCUCACAUGGAGGCAUGGCCGACAGAAACUUAUCUGCCCUGGAGAACUAUAACUUUGAGUUGGUGGAUGGUGUCAAGCUAAAAAAGGACAAGCUCAACUCACAAAACUCAUAUUCAGAAGCAUGAGGCACUAACCAAUGUAAGAAAACCACUCCUCAGUGGGGCGGGCUAAAAAGGACUGCUAGUGCUCUCCCAUUGGAAGGAGGACAAGGCUCUGAGGUUCUGGGAACCAAUGGGAGGAGAAUUUGGACUGAGCCAUGCUUUUCUCAGGAGCUGCAGUGAACAGAACCUACCAGUAGGGGACACUGUGUACAAAAUUAAGGAUUAAGAAAAUGAAACAAAAGAAUAUGUACAGAUGAUUUAGAUUAUUUUAAUUUUAUUAUUUUGUAUUAUUUUUAGUUGCUCAUUUCUACAAUCGGAUGCUGGUGUUGAGACCAAUAUAUGAAAAUGUCAUACAUAUUUAUCAUUUGUAAUUUUUUUUUUUUUCUGGACAGAAAACCAUUUUAAAGGUUGCUGUUUUGUGUUUCAAAGAGAUGUGUAAAAAUCCCAAAUGAACCAUGUUUGCUGAUGGUGGGUGUAUUCGCCCCAUGGUGUGCUGAGUAUCUGGGGGGUGUGGAGCUCUGUUCCGGCCCUGGUGGAUUCCAGCUGUGGUUCAGUCAGUGCCUUUGGUACAUCUUUCUCGGCCUCCUUAUGUUGAGUUUUGAAGAUUUGCAUCCCUUUAGUUCUGGAACAUCAUGUUGAGAACCCACAUAUUGUACAUACAGUUUAAUAUAUUUUAAUUGCCCUUUUCAAAGAAAAACAGUAAAAGGACAAAAAGAA